CGCCGAUCGCUAAGAACAACAAAUGGUCGAAAACGAUUAAAAAUUAAAUAAUUUGUGUUAGUUACUUAAUUGUUUUGUUUUGUAUUAUCUAAGUCCGUUCUGCGUGUCUGUUUAAUGGAUGAGAAGCGCUACCUGAAGCGCAAGGAGAAGGCGCGCAGCGACGGCAACCGAGAUCAGGUGGCGGUCAGUUGCAACCAGCUGGGCGACUUCUACAAUCAGCAGGGCAAAUACAACGAUGCGGUCAGGGAAUAUGUCCAGGAGGCCCAGAUAUACGCCUCCAUGGGCAAGGAGCUGGAGACGGCCAAGGCCAAGAGGAUGGUGGGCGAGAUGUACACCCUGCUGUGCGACUACGAUGCGGCCAAGGAUCACAUCGGCGAUUACCUGAAGAUUGCCAAGCGAUUGAAGAACCAGGUGGAGGAGCAGCGGGCAUAUGCCACUUUGGGUCGCGUGCAUCUUCUACAUGGACAGGGUCUGGCGGACAGCUCCGCCUCCGGAGCCAUGGAGCAACUAAAACUGGCGGAGAAGAGUUUCCUACGCAGCCUCCUGCUGAUCAAGGAACUUUCAGGUCAGAUUUCGAAACUGGAGCAACUCGAUAUGCAAGCCCGCUGCUACCUGAACAUUGGCGUGGUGAAAGAACACAUGGAGGCUUUCCAAGAGUCCAUCGAGUACAUCGAUAAAGCCAUAAAGAUCAGCAAAACGCACGAUCUGUGGGACCUGACCCACUUGUGUUACAUUUCGAUGAGCUUGCUCUACAAUUGCAAAAAAAACGACGCAACGUCGGCGCUCCGCUACUGCAAUAUGGCUUUGGAGGUGGCCAAGCGGUUACCCAAUAAGGUGAAGAAGAUCUGCGAGACUCUGAUUACCAAAGCGGAGAUCCUGAUCAAGGCGGGCGACUUUGCCAGCGCAAAGCAUAUACUCACCAAGGCGUACAAGAAGAACACACCGGAUGAGAACGAUCGGGGGAGCAUUGAAAAGCAGCUGAGGAUCGUGGUGAAGAUCUGCCAGACCCUGGAUGAACUGGUCCUGACCAGUUCAGUGGACUACGGCAAGCUGAAGAGCCUGUACGAGAAACUGGGCGACGGUUGCUGUCAUCUGAUGAACUACGAGAAAGCUUUAACAUAUUACCAAAAGAUGUUGGAGAACGCUGAACUGAAUCAGGAGGCUGGAAAGAGCCUAGUGCCGAUCUAUGUGAGUCUCUAUCAGACUUAUCGAGACAACGGGCAGUUUGACAAGGCCUUGGAGUACCUGUGGAAAGAGUUUGAGCUGAACCAGGAUGUUCCCUCGGAGGCGUUCACCACCCUCUGCACCAUUGCAGAGAUAUGCGAACAGCAGUCUCACCCUUUUUGGACCGUCCACGACGUUUACCAAAAGGCUCUCCGGCAAGCCGAGAAGGCUGGCACCUCCGCUGACAAGCUCGAGAAGAUUGCUAUGGUAAGAUUGCGGCGUCUGAUGCUUAAGCAUAAUAUGCAAGUUUUAGUUGAAAAUCUGGAGGCGGAAGCUACAGCCAAAGGCAUUGAUUUGGACCAGGAGGAAAGCAUGGGCGACGAUGAUGAAGAUGCCGAAGCCGGUGGGACUGCCUUGCAGCAAAACACUCCCGAUUGGGACGACGACUUCGACCUGACCACUCUCACUGACUCGGAUGCUAGUGAUCUGGAUGAGAGCGAGAAACUGCGUCCGCAGAGAACCACACGAGGAAGCAGGUCUCUGGUCAUUAAGAAGAACAAUAAGGGCGAGACGCAACUGCAUCAGGCGUGUAUAUCUGGCAAUCUGGAGCUGGUCAGACGCCUCAUUGACCAGGGCCACACGGUCAAUGUGCGAGAUCACGCAGGAUGGCUGCCAUUGCACGAGGCCUCUAAUCAUGGUUUUCGGGAUAUUGUAGAGCUGCUGCUGGACAAGGGAGCCGCAUCUGCCAUCAACGACAAAGGGGGCACUAGUUGCGAUGGUAUAACUCCUCUAUUUGAUGCCUGCUCAAAUGGUUUCCUUGAUGUGGCCGAACUCCUGCUGGACCGAGGAGCGGAUGCUACUGUGCGAACGGACUACAACGAGACCUGUAUCGCUGGGCUGGACAAGUGGCGCCAGGGAGCGCAGCUGGUGGAUGGAGAGCAGGCACAGUAUGCUCAAUUGCGAGAGCGACUCCUCCGGACGCUUUCCAAGGUGGGCAUCUGCAGCGACCGUAAUGCCCGUCCUCUAACCAAUGCCAAUGUAAAAAGGGCAAGUAGGGAUGAGCGGGGAUGCUUAUCAGAGGAAGAGGAUGAAGAGGAGGCCCUACAGGAGAGUAAUAGAAGAUCCCUUAGCCACAACCGUUCGGGAAGUGAAUAUGGUCCCAAGAAAUCCGGGAGCUCAACUCAACCUAGUGCCAGCAAGGAAUACCGAAGUGUUAUGGCGCAGUUAAAAAGACCCAAUCGCCUCAGCGAUGAUCCCCCCAGCACCAGCACUAUCAGCAAGCAGAAACGCAAUGCCUUCCUUGACGAUAGUGAGGUGGAUGCGGAUAGCUGGCUGAUCGAUGAUGUGGGUCCGGAGCGAAAACGCAAACGCAUCAACUCCGGAGAUUUUAAUAGCCGUCUCUCUAAAGAGAAUUUUCAAGACUCUGCUUUGUCCCUGCCGGCAAACUGGGAGAAUGACUUGCUCCAAAGCACUCCGGAUACAGAAUAUUCGCAACGUCAAAAGCAAAUGCGGAAACUUACCCUCUCCCGCUCCUCCAGUAUGAGUAGCAACCAUAGCAGUUCAGCCGCUCCUAGUCGGAAAAAGCAUCAGGCCACACUUAUGGACAGUGGAUUCAGUAGAUUUCGAAGCGAAAGUCCCCUGGGCAGUGAGUCCUCACAGGAUGGCGCUGCUUCGGUAAUUAGCCUGCGUACUAUUGAACCUGAUUCCACCACGAGCACUAUUCAGCUGCUCAUCUCUCCGUCCAAAACGUCGCCUAUCAAGGUACAAACUACUCCCGUUCUGGCCACCACUGUGUCCUUCAAAGUCAAAGUGCAGGACGAACUGUUACUGGUUCCCAUUGAGCGAAAAAAACUGCAGGAUAUUAACAUUCGGUGGUUGGCUGAAGAAGCGGGGAGGCGUUAUAAUAAGUUGACUGGACUAACACCUCUCCUACGACUCAAGACAGCCGAUGGCUUCGCUUACGAGGAAACAGAUGCGGUUAGUGUAGCCCUAGAGCAAAAUAUGCUGAUGGCCACCAUUCUGGAUUGGAAAAUAUCACCUCUCUCGCAGCGAUACGAGGAAAUGUGCCAUCAAGUGCAGAAAACCGUGGAUAACAAGGUGAAGCUUCUACUGGAGCGUUCGCAAAACACUCAGAUGCUAGAGCUCUCCGGCUUGUGGAUGCGGGCUCAGCAAACGGAACCCAUAUUUAAAGCACUUCUCCAUCAAGCGCGUCUCACGGUCUUGGAUCUCUCCCGCAACUUUAUUGGCAAUGAAGGUUGCCAGCAGUUGGCCAAGUCUCUGCCCACAUUGCUCCAACUUAAAGCCCUGCGUCUGCAAUGCAAUGCGAUUGGCUCCCAAGGAUUGGAGGCCCUGCUAUGCGGUCAAGGCAUGGAUAAACUUGAGCUGUUGGAAGAGCUCAAUUUAAGUCAGAAUCCGUUGGGUAAUGCCAGCCUGAGAAUACUCAGUAGGUUUUGCGCCAGUCCUGCUGCUCGAGCUCUGACUUCCUUUUAUAUUGCUCAAUGUGAGCUGACGGAGCUUCAGGACUUUGAUCUGGGAUUCAACCAGUUGAAACGAUUUGAUAUCAGCUUUAACCAACUGUCCCAGCAGAGUGUGCGCCGGUUAACGGAGCAGCUGAAUAGUUGCCGCCUGGAGCAAUUGAAUCUCAGCUAUGUGCGCUGGCCCUUGGACAAGGCCAGUGCUUUUUCUUUGGGAGAGCGACUAGUUUCUCUGCUAGAGGGUGGCACCUGCGAACGAUUUAUCCGAGUGGAGCUCGCUGGCUGUGGUUUGAACGAUGCGCACCUGUACCAGAUUAGUCAGCAUCUGGCCAAGGCCAAGCAACUCCACUGGCUGGAUAUCAGCGACAAUGUCCGACUUAGUGGAGCUGCCCUGGGAUACAUACUAGAUGAACUACCCCAACUGCACUCCCUGUUGGCCACCAAUUGCACAAAUCUUCUGGAUGACACUCGUCUCCACAAACUUGAGCAACAACAGCAGGUGCCCAGGCGCUUGGACUUAACGAUUGAUGAAAAGGUGUUCUCCAUGCCCGGUGUUUUGGAGACACUUCAGUCCAUUUGGCAGCUGCAGUUCGGAGACAAGGCCAAGAUGCUGACCGCAUCGAACAGACGGAAAAGUAGCAGGCGGUACAAAGGUCUCCUUAAGCUGUUGGCUGAUGGAAACGAUGCGGAAUUGUGAAGUCUCAUCAUGUAAAAUCAUUUUCAUUGUGUUGUUUGUCCCAGAGUAUUAUUUUAUUGUUUGACAAUUAUAUAGCAAAUCUGAGUGUA
Drosophila subpulchrella is the source of this 4424-nucleotide messenger RNA. RefSeq names its product tonsoku-like protein. Lineage: Eukaryota; Metazoa; Arthropoda; Insecta; Diptera; Drosophilidae. The coding region runs from base 115 to 4335 and encodes 1406 amino acids. Gene Ontology annotation, molecular function: protein binding. The transcript is spliced from 5 exons. The record is from RefSeq and is a predicted model, not a curated record.